Dentiscutata heterogama is the source of this 1767-nucleotide messenger RNA. The record is from the annotation of a GenBank genome assembly. Lineage: Eukaryota; Fungi; Glomeromycota; Glomeromycetes; Diversisporales; Gigasporaceae.
AUGGUUAAAAUUCGAGAGGCGCCAGCUCAGUCUAAGCUCAAAGACACAAUUUCUCAAUUAAAUCGGGAAUCUCAGAAAAGGCAGAAGCUUCAGCAGAUAGAAAAACAGCUUAAAGAAGCAGGUUUCGAUACGCAGCUUGUUAGGCCAACAGUUGGUCGUCCAAGUUUAGAAGAAGCACAGCCAGGUUUAUUGGAAGCUAUUGUUCAAAUUGUUUCUUCAGAUGGACAGGCUGAUAAAAGACAGCGUUCAGAAUUAAUACGAUCUGUCAAGACCUUAGACCAGCUCCAAGAAGCAUUAACAAAUAUGAACUAUAAACUGUCAUGCUCUGCGACAUAUCUUUGGCUAAUUCCAAGACGGCAUAGUAGUAAAGAAGGAAAGCAACAUGUUAAAACAGUGCCAGUGAAGCUUUUAAGGUCACAAAAUUCAGCAAGAAGGAGCCAUGAUGAUACCCAUUUCUGCGCUGCUUUAAUAAGAAAUAUAAAAGAAAUGGUGUCAUUAUUGGGUCCCAAAAGUGCUUUAGUAAUAUCUCAAGAUGAUAAAGCACGAAUACCUCUCGGUUUAGCCGUGGCCAACAAACAAGCACCGAUUCUUAUGAAGUUGGAAUACCGAGUAGAACUGCCGGAUCAUGAUUGGGUUGUUGCUGAAAGGCAUAAACUGAUCCCUUCAGUUUAUGCAGUAUUAGACGUACAAGAAGAUAAAUAUAGACAAGCUGAAGCAGUAACAUAUUCAGGUCCAACGUUCAUAAGAAUUCGUAGUGGUAAACAUGAUAGUAGUACCGCUUACUCUCAUGGCAAAGACUUCAAUGACCUGAUGGCUGAGGAGAAAUUACACAACUUUACUACGAUGGAUGGCCAGCCUAAACCCGUAGUGGUAAUGAUAAGUGAUGGUGGACCCGAUGAGAAUCCAUGCUAUAGAAAAACAGUUCAAAUGAUGGUAGAUCACUUUAUUAACCAUGACUUAGCUGGUAUAAUCCUCCCACAUGAUACUUUUGGAUCACAUUUGGAUGCACAGUUAAAGACAAGUGAUGAGGAAUUGGAAAAACACAAUUUCAAAGUGGCUAGAGAUGUUUUGACAUCAGUGUGGGAGGAUACAAUUAUCGAUGGUUAUCCAAUACUUGUUAAGUAUAUAGAACCUUCCGAAGAAUCCUACUACUCAAAUGAAAAAUCAGCAGCUUGGAUGGAAAAACAUGUAAUGACUUGUCGCUAUAUGACUCAAGUCAUAAAGUGUGAUGAUCCAAGCUGCUGUAAACCUUUUCACAGUGGAAUCAAACAGGUCCUUCCAAAUCGCUUUUUCCCACCACCACUUCUGCUCCAACAGAAGCUUCAUAGUAUUUGCAUAGCAAGCAUGGGCAUAUCCAAUAAUACAACUCACUUUGGCAGCUUUCUUCUCUCCGUAUUAAUGGAAAGAAAGUUAACUCCUCCAGACGCAAAUCUACAGUAUUUUCCCUUCGAUUGGUAUUGCCCAACCGUCAAUAAAUCAAUUAAUGAAUACCUCUGUUCUUAUUGUAAUCGAUACUAUGCUUUAAAAGGAUCUUUGAAAAUCCAUACUAAAAAAUGUAAAAAAUCUAACUUAUCUAAAGAACCUGUUUUGGAUAUUCAAGAUUACGAAAGUAGUGAACCUAUGCAGGUGGAUGAAGAAGUGGUACCGGAAGAUUUGUUAAAAACCUAUCCUCAGCAAGUGCAAGUUCAUGAAAAGUUGAUUGUGGAUAGAGUAUUAAUAGUUGACUGGGAUACUUGGAAGAAAUGCGAGUGGCAAAUGAAUAAUUAA